Molecule: messenger RNA, 4197 nt
Organism: Hypoxylon fragiforme
Lineage: Eukaryota; Fungi; Ascomycota; Sordariomycetes; Xylariales; Hypoxylaceae
Product: ARM repeat-containing protein
Exons: 4
Coding region: 352-3570 (1072 amino acids)
Biological process (GO): protein import into nucleus
Cellular component (GO): nucleus; cytoplasm
Molecular function (GO): small GTPase binding; nuclear import signal receptor activity
Source: RefSeq, a predicted model, not a curated record
CCUUACUUUAGUUUAAAAAAUUCGAAUGCGACGAACCCCACCUAAGUAAGGCUAGUACCUAUCUACCUACUUAUCUCAGGCUGUGAUCAAUAAAUUUUUUUUUCCUUUUUUUCUUCUUCCUCUGUGUUGUGGCCAAAAUUUUACGUCGUAGGAAAUUACAAUUUGACCAAAAAUUGGAAUUCUGGACGAAGGACCUCAUCGUAGACCUAAGGUCAUCGAUGAAAUCCAGUCCAUUUCCCAUCACUCUUUCUUAACUACUACUAAAGUUUCUGCGCCGGCGCCAACACGUCAAUACCCCAACGCGACUCUUUACAUUCUACCUAAAUUUUCAACGAUCUGCUACUAUUCAAAAUGGAUCAGCAAAAGCUUGUUGAACUGCUUCAGGCAUGCCAAAUUCCUGAUACGCAGAAGGUCAAGGCCGCAACCGCAGAGCUUCGAAAGAACUUCUAUCCUUAUCCAGAGUCCUUGCUCGGCCUCCUCCAUGCCGUAGUUUACCACUCUGAGCCUACUGUGCGCAUGCUUGCUGCCGUCCAAGCUUUACGACUUGUUCCUAAGCAUUGGGGGGAUAUUGCCGCCGACCAGAAGCCUGCCGUGCAUAACGAGCUGCUUCAGGCCAUCGUUAAAGAGCAGGAUGCUAAAUGCCGCCACGGCCAGUCUCGCGUCAUCGCUGCCAUCGCCGCCUAUGAUUUCGAAGAUGGCCAAUGGAGCGAGUUGCUGCCUGCUGUUACGCAGUUGACUACAUCCGACAACGUCGCCCAGCGUGAGGUUGGUUCCUACAUCAUAUACAGCCUGCUCGAAGCAAACCCCACAUACUUUGAAGAUCACCUGUCGCAGUUGUUCCAGCUGUUUGCAAAGACUAUCAGGGACCCACAGAGUCGCGAUGUGCGCAUCAACACAAUGUUGUCUAUUAGCUCUCUUCUCAUGUUGAUUGACUGUGACGAGGAUGAGCAAUCCGCCAAAGCCGUUCAAGAAUUUGUCCCAGCCAUGGUUGAUGUCCUCAAGGAUGCAGUAGAUAGUGGUGAUGACGACAAGAUACAGCAAUCUUUUGAAGUGUUUCAGUCAUUCCUGGCUUACGACUCGGCCCUAAUUUCCCGCUAUUUCAAAGAUUUGGUUCAGUUUAUGCUCGAUCUCGCUACCAAUACCAAUGCUGAGGGUGAUGUACGCACCCAAGCCUUGUCUUACCUUACCCAGUGCGUCAAGUAUCGUCGCAUGAAGAUCCAAGGCAUUCCCGACAUGGGCGCUCAGCUCAUGAAAAAGAGUUUGGUGAUUCUAUCCGAAUUAACUGAUGAUGACGAGGAGGAGGACAUGACACCAGCUAGGUCGGCUCUAUCUUUAAUAGACCAGCUUGCCAGCGAUCUGCCUCCACGACAUGUCAUAGUACCCCUACUUGACGAAUUCUCAGCAUAUGCUAGUUCACCAAACCCAGGACAUCGCAAGGCCUGUGUCCUUGCCCUCGGCACAUGUGCCGAAGGUGCGCCUGAGUUUGUGUCCACUCAGAUAGCCUCUGUCCUUCCCAUGGUUCUGAACUUGCUCAAAGACCCUGAACAAGGUGUCCGUUACGCUGCCCUCUUGGGUCUCAUACGCCUCGGUGAAGACUUAUCUGAUAGCAUGUCCUCCCACCAUGACGCCAUCAUAACUGCGUUGGUCAUGAAUCUAGAUGCAGCAAGCGGAAACGAGUCUGAUAAGAAGAAUGUUGAGAUCAUUCGAUCUGUCUGUGGCGCUAUCGAUUCUUUAGCUGAGGGCUUGGGGUCUGAGGUUAUGGCUAAAUAUGGUGAGACCAUGAUACAUCGCAUUGGAAUGUUUCUCUCACAUCCAGACCCUAUGGUCAAGUCCUCCGCCGCGGGCGCACUUGGUGCUAUUGCUGCCUCUAUCAAAAGUGCGUUCAACCCCUUCCUUAAGGAGACCAUGGAAGCUAUGUCAUCCUAUCUCCUAGCUGAAAGCGGAGAGGAAGAAUUAGCAUUGAGAAGCUCCGUCUGCGACGCUAUGGGUCGCAUCGCGGUUGGUGUCGGUGCCCAAGAUUUUAGCCCGUAUGUCAUGCCUCUAUUGUUAGCUAGUGAAAAGGCACUUCACCUUGGAAAUCCUCGCCUCCGAGAGACAACAUUUAUUUUGUGGAGUCAGCUCGCGACGGUAUAUGAAGGAGAACUCGGUGAUUCCCUUGCGGGGAUCUUCAAAGGUCUAUUCGACAGUCUCGAACUUGAAGAAGAGGGGCUCGAGCUGGACGUCCCCGAAGACCAGCAAGGCCUCGUGGAUGAAAUCGCUUUCCAAGGAAAGAAAAUCAAGGGUAAGGGUAUUGGUGACUCUGACGAUUCUGAUGCGGAUAUCAUGGAAGACGAUGAUGAUGAUGACUGGGAUGAUCUCGUCGGAGUGUCCGCACAAGCGCUCGAAAAGGAAAUCGCGCUGGAGGUGUUAGGCGAUGUCAUCUACGCCGCCAAAGAGAAAAGCGCGCCAUACAUAGAAAGAGCCAUAGAGCUUGUAGCACCAUUCGCAGAGCAUUCCUACGAGGGCUGCCGGAAGACUGCUAUUGGAACCCUUUGGCGAACGUAUGCUUGUGUCUGGGAGGCCAUGGAAAAGCAGACUGGUCGCAAGUGGGAGCCAGGUUUGCCCUUGAAAGUUGAGCCCGUUCCUCAUAUUUCCAAGCUGGGCGAGAUCGUCGCUACCGCCACGAUGCAAAUCUGGCCCGAAGAGUCUGAUCGGGAUACCGUUACGGAGAUCAACCGAAGCAUAGCCUCCACUUUAAAGGCGUGCGGUCCAGCAAUUCUUGGACAGAAGGACUUGAUGGAACAGAUUAUUACCAUCCUUGGCACCAUCAUUACUCGAUCGCAUCCUUGCCAGUUAGAUCUUGGUGAAGAAGAAGAAGACCAAGAGAUCCAAGGAAGCUCUGAGUGGGAUUGGUUGGUUGUAGACACUGCAUUGGAUGUCCUGAUUGGCCUAGCUUGUGCCCUUGGCCCGCAGUUCGCCGCUGUCUGGAAGAUAUUUGAGAAACCCAUCAUAAAGCUCCUUAGUUCUGAGGAGGCGAUUGAGCGGUCUACUGCGGUUGGCGUGGUAGCUGAAUGCAUCUCCUAUAUGGGCAGUGCAGUGACUCCUCAUACCUCAACUUUACUGCGUCCAUUACUGCACCGCCUUUCGGACGAGGACAAGGAGACAAAGUCGAAUGCGGCAUAUGCAACUGGGCAACUCGUGUAUCACUCAGAGGAUGCCAAGACGUAUCUUCCCGCGUUUAAUGAGAUUCUAGGAAAGCUCGAGCCCCUUUUACAGAUCAAGGAUGCCCGUUUACAAGACAACGCAGCCGGGUGUCUAUGUCGCAUGAUUCUAGCCCAUCCUGACCAAGUCCCGAUCGCAGACGUGCUUCCUGCGCUCGUCGAUCUACUUCCUCUGAAGGAGGACUAUGAAGAGAACAAGCCCGUUUACCAAGCAAUACAUAACUUAUAUGUUCUGUCAAACCCAACAGUACAAGAGCUCACGCCCAAACUUCUUAAUGUUUUCCAGCAGGUUCUCGGUCCACCGGAAGAGCAACUUGAGCAAGAAACCAGAGAAGUGGUUCGAGAGAUGGUGCGCGUUCUGACCAAAUAGGUACUCAGAUACAAGAAGAAAAAAAAGAAGAAAUGCCCUACAUGAAUGGAAAGGAAAUGAAAGGAAAGGAAGGAAAAGGGAGUUGAGGAAUAGGUCAGGUGGAAGAAAUGGAUAUGAUUGCACGAGUCGUAUGAGUGUAUGAAGAAUAGAAAUGUGAUGGCAGCUCAUGUCUGUACAUAGAUGAUUCCCCAACGAUAGAUUCCCGAAUGUUCCUUGCAAUGCUAGGUACUUACUUACUCACCAUGGUGGGCUUGCAAUAAUUCAUGCGUCCAGUCAAUUUCCAUUUCUUGAUAGAGCCAAAUUGUGCGUACUGAAAUUACCGGGCGAAUCCCUGGCUACUACGACGUCGACCGCUCGUAGUUGAAACAAAAUAUUGUCUCUUGGAGGCUGGGCAGCACAAGGGCGUCUGUUGUGUGCUACGACAGAGUAGAAAUGAGGAAGCUGACAAGGGUGUAUUCGUCAAACUUCACAGCCAGCUCGGUAGAAUUACUACAAGUAAUAGUUAUCCUGAUAUACUUAAAUAGUUGAUAUUUGGCAGGCCUCCAGUCGGUGUUUUUUGGUUACCUACCUAGAGUGCCUAGGUACCCAAUGAUUUUCAAGCCCUCGUUGAGAGAGGGUGUGUAGGUC